AUGGCGCUGCAGCUUCGGCCAUGGCGCCGCCUGCUCGUGCUCGCCGCCCUCCUGGCUGCCGCCGCGGCGCAGACGUCUCCCACAGCGGCGCCGGUGCCGCCUGUUCCCGUACCAGUGCCGACAGCGCCGGCCCAAGCUCCUCCCGUGCCGGUGACGCCCGCUCCCACCACCACCCCCGUCGCGCCGGUCAAGCCGCCUCCGGCAGUCGCGCCGGUUAAACCGCCUCCGGUCGUCGCACCCGUGUCCGCGCCGCCGCCUGUUGUCACGCCCCCGCCUAUCACUCCCCCGCCUGUCACUCCUCCGCCGGUGACGCCACCGCCUGUCGUACCCCCGCCUGUCUCCGCGCCUCCUCCCGUGACGCCUCCACCGGCGACACUGCCGCCCGCGGUUUCCCCGGCCCAAGCGCCCGCGGUGCUGCCCCCAGUUGCCGCGACUCCGCCCGCAGCCUUGGCACCCGCCGUGCUGCCUCCCGCCGAGGCCCCGUCCAAGAGCAAGAACAAGCACAAGAGGAAGAAGAGCGGCAAGAAGAAGGCGCCCGCCCCUGCUCCCGAGCCACUCAGCCCGCCGGCGCCCGUCGCGCCAGAGCCCACCGUGGAGGACGUGUCCGGCCCGGCACCCUCCGCAAACGAUCUGAGCGGGAGCAGCCGGCAGUUCGUGCAAUGGGGUUUUGUGGUUCAGACUGCCAUGGUUGCGCUUUUGCUGUCAGUAGCGUGGUGAAAGUGAAGCAUAUAUAGAGAUCCAUUCAUUCAUCCGUCCGUCCAAUUUACUCUGUAUCGCACCCCAUGAUUCGAUCUUUCCUCUGGCUGCUUGUAGGGAAUCGUGAUUCGUUUGCGGCUUGUAAUAAACAGUGUUUUUGCGUGUUUUGCAUGUGUUUUUUU
Lolium rigidum is the source of this 878-nucleotide messenger RNA. RefSeq names its product vegetative cell wall protein gp1-like. Gene Ontology annotation, cellular component: plasma membrane. NCBI's taxonomy places the organism in Eukaryota, Viridiplantae, Streptophyta, Magnoliopsida, Poales, Poaceae. The record is from RefSeq and is a predicted model, not a curated record. Bases 1 to 717 code for a protein of 238 amino acids. The transcript is spliced from 2 exons.